AUGUUUAGUAUAUGUUCAAAAUCACUACUUCUACCCUCAGUAACAAGACGAAUAUUAAUAAAGAACACAGCAACAACAGCGACAAUUUGGAAAAACUCAUUCCAUACAACAAAUCUAAUAUUAAAUAAUAAAAUUAAAGAUCCAUAUAAGACAUUGGGUAUAAAUUCAAAUGCUUCACAAUCAGACAUCAAAAAAGCUUACUAUAAAUUAGCUAAAAAAUAUCAUCCUGAUAUUAAUAAAGAAGAAAAUGCAGAGGCAAAAUUUCAUGAUUUACAAAAUGCCUAUGAAAUUUUAAGUGAUGAACAGAAAAGAAAACAAUACGAUCAAUUUGGUCCAUCUGCUUUCGACCCAAAUAUAAAUACCAGCGGUAAUAGUAACCCAUUUACAUCGGAUCCAUUCGGUUUCGGUACCACAAAUAAUCCAUUCAGUGAUUUUGGUGGCAUCAAUUUCGAAGAUUUAUUCGGUAAUGCUUUUAAACAACAACAUUCAAAUAAUACUAGUAAUAGUAAUAGAAACUUCUUUAGGGAAUUUAAAGGUGAUACAAUCCAUUUAAAUUAUAAUUUAAACUUUAAAGAUUCCGUAUUUGGUAAAAAAAAUGUUAAAUUAAAUUUUAACUCAUUUGAUCCAUGUAACACUUGUAAUGGUUCAGGUUUGAAACACAAUGCUCAUAAAUCUACUUGUCAAACCUGUAAUGGUACAGGGACCCGUGUUCAUAUCCGUGGUGGUUUCCAAAUGAUGUCAACUUGUAAUGAUUGUAAUGGUGAAGGUACAAAAAUUGAUCCAAAUGAUUAUUGUAAUCAUUGUCACGGUGAUGGUGUAGAAUUCAAAAGAAAUAAAGAAAUUACUGUAGAUUUACCAAACGCGUUACAAGAUGGCGAUGUCAUUAGAGUAUCAAAUAAAGGGUCAUAUCCACAAAUGGCAAUGGAUCCAGAUUUAAUUAAUAAUAAUAACGUUAGAAUGACAAGAGGUGAUAUCUUAAUUAAAAUUAAUGUCAUCAAUGACACAAAAUUCAAAAUUAGAGAUAAAUACGAUAUUUGGUAUACUAUGGAAAUUCCAAUCACUACGGCGGCACUAGGUGGUAUUGUGACAAUACCAUCAAUCGAUGGUACCAAUGUUAGAUUGAGAGUUUCUCCAGGUACUCAAAAUGACCAGAUUAUCUCAAUUCCAAAUAUGGGUGUUCCUCGUUCAAAUAUCUUUUCGAGAAGUACUAAUACUACAAACCGCGGCAAUAUGAAAGUUCAAUAUAAAAUAAUCAUUAAGAAACCACAAUCUCAAGCAGAAAAAUGCUUAUGGGAGGCCCUUGCUGAUAUCACUAAUGAUACUACAGCUAAAAAAUCAAAUACGAACUCGACAACAUCUACACAAACUUCAACUAAGCACAAUACACAAACGUCGAAUACCACCGAAUAUAAUCCCGAUGAACCAAGUGCAUUAGGAAGAUUAGAAAAAUUCAUAUCUAACACUUUUAAGAAAAUUAAAGGCGAAAAGAACAGCUGA
Messenger RNA from Kazachstania africana CBS 2517, 1497 nucleotides. It is a transcript of the gene MDJ1, whose product is annotated as Mdj1p. Lineage: Eukaryota; Fungi; Ascomycota; Saccharomycetes; Saccharomycetales; Saccharomycetaceae. The transcript has a single exon. The coding region runs from base 1 to 1497 and encodes 498 amino acids. The record is from RefSeq and is a predicted model, not a curated record. Gene Ontology annotation, molecular function: ATP binding; heat shock protein binding. Gene Ontology annotation, cellular component: cytoplasm. Gene Ontology annotation, biological process: protein refolding; response to heat.